This is a messenger RNA of Colletotrichum godetiae, 1129 nucleotides long. RefSeq lists its product as uncharacterized. Lineage: Eukaryota; Fungi; Ascomycota; Sordariomycetes; Glomerellales; Glomerellaceae. The record is from RefSeq and is a predicted model, not a curated record. Bases 422 to 895 code for a protein of 157 amino acids. The transcript is spliced from 2 exons.
AGGAAUUCAGUCAACGACUGAAGAUGGUGCAAGAGACAACGUCCCCUUCAAGCUCUUUGCGUACCAGCUUCAAAGCCGGCACAGUCAGGCCUUGCCUCGUGAUGAUGCGAUUGAUCGAAGGCCUUCUUCGGCGCAUUCGGGACAAGAUUGGGCUGGCAGAGGACGUUCUGCGGACGCAAUGGCGGAAGGCCUGGCGCGCUCGCAACAGCGCCGAAGCCCGGACUAGGGCAUCUCGAGCCGAGGCCCAAUCGGGGAAGCCCUGCGGGGUGGGUUGAGGGCAGACGUGGGCAGCCGGAGCGAGUGAGAUUGGCCGAGGGGCGCUGGAGCCUCUCUGCAGAGUGAUGGACAUACUUGCAGUAAGGUAUGCGGGGCUCGAAACCCAGCUAGGAGGGGGCGUGCGGCUGGGAGUGCACAUGCUGAAAUGGUGGGGUGUGGGCGGCGACAUGUUGAUGGGUGUGAGCUGAUCGAAGAAAGUUGGAGGGGAGUGGGAACGCCAAAUCUUGCAUCGUCCUUGCAGCCUCCCCGGUGCCACGGCACAGACGACGUGGGGCGCCCAUCUCACGUUUUAGCGUCCCCAGGACGGCCCGCUUUUUGGCAUGCACAUGGAGACGUUAGCCCAACCAAUCAGGGCUGCAUCCCCCGACUUCAUGUCUUGCGCAGCGACGGCCAGCGCAGAACCCGACAACAUUCGUGUUGGCUACCCGUCGAGAGACUCGCGUACCAGGGAAAGGGCCAAUCGCGGACAAGCCGUGCAGUACCCGCUGGUUGCCGCCGGCAUGGGAGGUCCGUUGGGCAUCGGACCGUGGCUCCUUGCGAAUGGAGGCACUGGCUCUGCAGUCGUGUCCAUUUGAGGCAGCUACGGCACGGUCUGGAAAUCCGGGAGGAAGACAUAUAAAGAACUGUUGCUGAUGGCGAGAUUCUCGGAUCCGAAGACCAUCAAACCUCACUUCUAGCACAAACGGCAUACCAUACCCUCUACCCGCGAGCCGGCACAAGAUCGAAGGCGAACGAAGCCGAAAGAAUGGAUCGCUACCCCUGCGUCAACAGAUACAAGCACGGCGUCGACUGCCCCGGCUGGGUGAACGUCCACGGUGCGCGGUGCGAAGACUGUGUUAUCUACAACCGGUAG